This is a messenger RNA of Conger conger (European conger), 4274 nucleotides long. Its product is annotated as UPF0461 protein C5orf24 homolog. The transcript is spliced from 3 exons. Lineage: Eukaryota; Metazoa; Chordata; Actinopteri; Anguilliformes; Congridae. Bases 231 to 920 code for a protein of 229 amino acids. The record is from RefSeq and is a predicted model, not a curated record.
UGGUAAUGGCUGCCUUUCUCAUCUAAACCUCCCCGACAGGAAUAUAUACUUCGUAAAUAGUCAAUAUUUUCUAUUUCCUUUUUUUAGAGGGGACAUUUAGCAGACGGUUUAGCAGUCGAUCGGUCGCGAUCUGCUGCAAAUAUGAAUCCGUUUUAGAAUUUAAAGGAUGGGAGAUCUGUCGUUUUCAUAUUUAACCCUUUGCAUCCCAUGAUCCGCAAACAAUCGAGAAGAUGAUGCGUCAGGUUUCCAGCAACGCCAACGACUACUGCAUGAGUGGCAGGCCGUCGUGUCUAGCCGAAGACGGUCGACACCCCGCCAGUCAUUUCGACCUAUGCAGCUCGCAGUCCAAGUUCUACCCCCCUCCUCCCCCGCCGCCCUCCUUGCAAAUGCCCCUGCCACCACUACCACCCCCGCCACAGAACGCCCUAAAACCCAUGCCCUGUCAACGGCAGGACGUCCGAAACGAUCCCCUACCCCUGCCCGGGGGGGUCAAAAACGGCGAGAAACCGGAGGACUCAAAGAAAAAGAAGGGCGCCGGAAGAUCGGGGAGGAGGGGUCGGCCCUCCGGUACCACCAAGUCCGCGGGAUACAGGACCAGCACCGGGCGGCCGCUGGGCACCACCAAGGCAGCGGGGUUCAAGACGAGUCCAGGGAGGCCUCUCGGUACCACCAAGGCCGCCGGCUACAAGGUCAGCCCUGGCCGCCCCCCCGGCAGCAUCAAGACGCUGUCCCGCCUGACCAAGCUGGGCUACGGCGCGUGCAGCGGAGCGGCCUUCCCCUACAGCGUGAUGCACAAGAGAGGCCUGAGCGAACCCGGCGGCAAAGACAAGGAGACUAACGAGACAUCCAUUGGGAAAAAAGAACCAGUUUCUCGAGUCCCUAACAACAGUUUCCCACAGUUUAUGUCCUGUCUGAACUAACCGGCCCAACCAACACAAGACACACAAACCCCUUAUCAAAACCUCUUUUUUUUGUCUUUUGAAUCUGUAUUUUAAUAUUCUAAUAUGUUCGAUUCACAGUUCAAGUUACCACUGUAACUUAGCUACAGGAAGGUUUUUUUAUUUUCUCUGGCAAUGCUGCCUUAUGGAAAUUGAAUAAAAUGAUAUGUCAAAGAGUCUGCCACAUUGAUGAGAUUUAUAGUUUGGACAUGUAGCUAGGAUAGCAGUUAAGGCACAUUUUUUGUUGGAGUGCAAUACAUUGAAAGCAUAUGAUGCCCUUCUUAAACUUCAGGAGUCAAACGUUUGCCAAAUUGUCAAGCCCUAAAACAUAUAUGAGUAUAAAGAUGGAUAAAAGAUUGUGAUUUGUACUAUUUGAAUAUUUUUGGGUGUUUGUCCAGUGGUGGUUAUUUACUUUUCUCCAGUAAUGAAGUAUGAUAAUUUUAAAUCACGAUAUCAAGCUGAAAUAUCUUCAAUGUGUAUUUGAUUCAAAUACAAAAAUACUUAUUUGUAAAGCCCUGGACCAUAGCACCCAUUUGAGUCUGACAUUAAAAAUGAGAACAUUAUUUAUUAUUAUUAUUGUACCUAUGAAAUGCGGUUGUUGCUCUUGUCAUUGUUUUUGUGGGUGGGUGUUCUCUGCAGUUAAAGAAUGUUCCUACGUUUCCACCAUUAAGGCUGUGCUAUUGGUCCACAGGGAAAUGGUGCUACAUGUCUCAGAAUGUACUCACACAGGUUUGUUGUUAAGGUCAGAGUUUUGUCAGAGUUAUUCCAAGAUUUCCACAAAAUGACUAUUAAAAAUAUCUUUGUUAUAUUUUACCAUAUACUUUGUUAUAUGACCAAACCACUCUUCAGAAUAAAUCUGUACGGUCUGUUUUUUUUUUAUUUCAGUAGUGUGUUUGAUAAUAGUUAAUGGUAUUUGAUGUUUCCAUUUCUUGCCUUGUACACCAAAUGACUUGUUAUUGUCUGUAAUAAGGGGAAAUGGGAUUCCCUAAGUCACCGUGUGAUAUUAUUUAAACUGUCAGGCAUACAGUGCCACAAACACGGCUGUCUGUGCUAUGAACUGCAUCUGAGUGAUAGACAAUCAGCCAGAGAUAUGCUCUUACAAAAUGGUGUGUACUAUACAUAGAUUUACUCUUGCUCUGAUGGAUGUAUUGUAUUACAGCUGAUGAAAGAGAGAAAAAAGAAAUGUCAAUUCAAUAUAGCACCCCUGUACAGCUUUCAGUAGGACUAAGUAACAGUCCAGUAACAAUAAUACUCAUGGAUUUUGCUACUACUAACAAGAAUCUGUCAGCAUUAAAUAAGAGGACACACUGUAAGUUUGUCACACAGAAGCAUAUAUAUAUCGUUUAAAAGAUUAUAUUUGUGUGCCUGUUGGUGUGAAUGGUAGGAUUUUAGUUUUGAUUUACUCUGUUCUGUUGUUUUGUGAAAUUAGAGAAACUCUUUCCUGUCUAUCUCACUAAGUCCUGAAGUGAAAGGAUGAAUCAUCUUGCAUUUGAGGAACAUGGAAAGUUCAUACGUGGCAGUGUAGAUUUUAUUAUUAUUAAUAUGAACCCACUGGUGUGUUAUCACCCUGAGACAUGCCGUCUGAGUGCAAUAUUCUCUCUGGCGUUCUGUGUUUGUCUUAUGAUCUGUCCAUUUCGGAAUUACUGAGACAAUUACUUUUAUUAUUUGAAAGCUUUGUGCAGAACUUGAUCCUCAAAACACUCCACACAGCUUCUCUCUUUGGUUUUAUCCAUGUGAAGUGGUGAUUUUUGGGGGAAAUUUAAGAAACAGAAAAACAAACCUACUACUUACAAAUAUUUAAUGAAAAUGAAACCUGAGUGAGCUUUGAUUUCCUGCAACUGUUUGUCUUACCUUUCAUUUCCCCUCAACCAAAGAAUCUGUAAUCUGCCUCUUAACUGUCAAAAACUUUGUGUGAGUUUUGUGCUUCGCUCCUUCAUAAAAAAAAAAUCUAACAAACUGAAUUAAAAUCAAGAGGAUUCUCUCGUUUUAAACUAGUUUUCGGCACAGGAAAAAGAGCACUUACAGUAUUUACCUCUAAUAUUUUUAUUAUAUAUUGGAAAUGUGUGUCUUCUCUCGUUUUUUAAUAAAGAUGGCAUAUGUUAAGUGUAUUAUGAAGUGUGUAUGCCCCGUGUCGGUAGAUUUUAGAAAUUGUCUGGUCAUUCCAAGCUUUUCCAAAUAACCAUACAGUAAGUCUAUUGGAAAUGAACACCUAAGAAAAAAAGAAUUUCGCAAAUAACGUCGAGCACUGUUUUUUCUUCACACUAUACACUGCAGUGCUGUUUUACAUCCUUUUGUAGUGCCUAUAUGUUGCAAUGUUUCAUAUUUGAUACAAUGUUUAUAAACUCAUACUCACAAUAUAUAUGAUAUCAUCACCUGCCUUUGUGAAAUUAUGAAGAUGGGCUUUGUCAUUUGGCAUUGUUAUUGCAAUGUGCAGUUUAAUUGUGUUUAGUUAACUUGUGUAUUACUUUGAUAACAUGGGGUUUGAAAACAUGUACCUUUUUUGUUUUCGAUGUCUUGUGAGAAUGAAAACUGUUUGUCCACAUUAUAUAAGACCAUUUGUGCUUGGUUUCUAUCACAUGUACUGCUAUAUUGCUUGCUAGAAUUCUUUGUUAGAAAUAUUGUGAACCAACAUUUGUUUUAAUCCAAGUCGGGAUAAAAAGUGUUCCGUGAAAAACAGACUGAUGAACACUUACACUCGGGACUAAAACGACAAGCAGCAUUCCACAGUGGACAUUCCUGCUUUGCCGAUUUCAGUCUCGUGAUGGAUGCGGGGUUGACAGACUUUGAGCAGGAAUACUAUUUCACACAGUGUUGCGUUUGUGUGGGUGUAUCGACAGGGUAUAUUGUCCAUGUCCAAAAUGAAAUGAGACACAAAACCAGGGCAUGCAAUACGGUUAGAACAGAAUAAGAGUUGUGAAUAUCUGGCAAGAAGAGCAAUGUAUGUAAAUUAAGAGAUACAUUGUGUUUGUGUUUUUGCUCAUAAAUAUAUAGGAAUUGUACAGUUAUUGCUGCCAGGAGUAUCAUCCCAUGCUGAUCUUUUCAAGGGCUUGUCUUUCUCUCCCUUUCUGCAGUUCUUCACAGUUCUUCUUGCAGAAACCUUCAUGGACUUCCGUUAACCUUUCACACUAAUUCAGUUGAAGAUGAUUUUUUUCUACUCAUCAAACAUACAUUUUGACCAAAUUAUUUAGCUGGUAAUGAAGCCCAGUAACCAACACAUUAUAACCAAUAUAGAUGAAAUACGUAUUUUAUUUUAUUUUUUACUUUUUGUUUUCUUUUGUUUUUCCUGCAUGAUUGUGGAGUGUGGCGACAAGUUGUGUAAUAAACUUUAAAUCAAAA